Triticum dicoccoides is the source of this 2089-nucleotide messenger RNA. RefSeq names its product glucan endo-1,3-beta-glucosidase 8-like. The record is from RefSeq and is a predicted model, not a curated record. Bases 411 to 1880 code for a protein of 489 amino acids. Gene Ontology annotation, biological process: carbohydrate metabolic process. Gene Ontology annotation, molecular function: hydrolase activity, hydrolyzing O-glycosyl compounds. The transcript has 2 exons. Lineage: Eukaryota; Viridiplantae; Streptophyta; Magnoliopsida; Poales; Poaceae.
ACCCUCAAAAAGAAUCAAUGCACACACCAUAUCAGAGAUCCAUCUGGAUUGGUCGGACUCUGGCCGCCGUCCGCCUCCGCCCCCGUUUGAUUGAGCUUCCCCCGUCCGUUCGUCCUCCUCUUUGCUCGAUUCAAAUACUCCGUCGUCUUCCUUCCGCGGUCAGAGUACGUUCGUAGCCUGCCUGCGCCUUCAUUUUGCUGGCGAGCUACCCAGACAGACCCCCAGCAGCCAGCAUUGCUGAGCUGGGUUCUGGCGGUGUGGACCUGCCUGAAAUUCCCCAUCUUGAAUCGCUCGCCAGUCGCCACUACGGCUCCGGUAUUUCCAUUCCCCCCCGGCCUUGCUUGCUCCUUUCUUUUCUUCCAUCUCGCCAUUCGAGGAGUGCGCAUUGCAUCUAGUUCUAGCUGGCGCGGAUGACGAGGCUCGCGGCGGCGCUGCUGCUGGCCGCGGCGGCGGCUGUGCUGGUGCUGGCGGGGGCGGCGGAGGGGCUGGGGGUGAACUGGGGCACGCAGGCGUCGCACCCUCUGCCGCCCAAGGUGGUGGUGCAGCUGCUCAAGGACAACGGCAUCAAGAAGGUGAAGCUCUUCGAGACCAACCUGGAGGCCAUGAAGGCGCUCGCCGGCAGCGGGGUCGAGGUCAUGCUCGCCAUCCCCAACGACAUGCUCCACCGCAUCGCCGGCGACUCGGCCGCCGCCAAGGACUGGGUCAAGCGCAACGUCAAGCGCUUCGACUUCGACGGCGGCGUCGUCAUCAAGUACGUGGCCGUGGGCAACGAGCCAUUCUUGGCAGCGUACAAGGGGUCGUUCAUGAAGGUCACCUUGCCGGCGCUGGAGAACAUCCAGAACGCGCUCAACGACGCGGGCGUCGGCGACCGGAUCAAGGCGACGGUCCCUCUCAACGCCGACGUGUACAACUCCCCGGCCAGGAACCCCGUGCCGUCGGCGGGCCGCUUCCGCGCCGAGAUCUCCGGCGUCAUGACGGACAUGGUCAAGUUCCUGGCCAAGAACAAGGCGCCCUUCACCGUCAACAUCUACCCCUUCCUUAGCCUCUACCUCGACGACAACUUCCCCCUGGACUUUGCCUUCUUCGACGGCGGCGCGACGCCGGUGAACGACAACGGGGUCAUGUACACCAACGUGUACGACGCCAACUUCGACACGCUGGUGGCGGCGCUGGCGGCGGUGGGGCACGGGGACAUGCCGAUCAUUGUCGGUGAGGUCGGUUGGCCCACCGAUGGCGACAGGCACGCCAAGGCGUCCCACGCGCACCGCUUCUACGACGGGCUGCUGAGGCGGCUGGCGGCGAACCGAGGCACGCCGGCGAGGCCGAACCGGCACAUCGAGACGUACCUCUUCGGGCUGGUGGACGAGGACCGGAAGAGCGUGCAGCCGGGCAGCUUCGAGCGGCACUGGGGCAUCUUCCGGUACGACGGGCAGCCCAAGUUCGGCAUGGACCUGAGCGGGCAGGGCCGCCGGGACGCGACGCUGGUGCCGGCCAAGGGCGUGCAGUACCUGUCGAGAACGUGGUGCGCGCUCAACCCCAAGGCCAGCAGGGACGAUCUCAACAAGCUCCUUGGUGCCAAGAUCGACUACGCGUGCAGCAACGCCGACUGCACGACGCUGGGCUACGGCUCGUCGUGCAACGGCAUGGACGCCAAGGGCAACGCUUCCUACGCUUUCAACGCCUAUUACCAGACGCAGAGCCAGGAGGACGAGGCCUGUGACUUCCAGGGCCUCGCGCUGCCCACCCAGACGGACCCCUCCACGGCGACGUGCAACUUCACCAUCCAGAUAGCCACCUCGGGGGCGGCGGUCACGCGGCUCGGCGUGGCGCCGGUGGCUGCCGCCCUGCUGGUGGCGUUGCUCCAGCUCUCACUGUCGUAGCUAGUUAUCCUAUUUGGCAUUCCCACAGUUGAUUAGUUCACAAGAUCAAUGCCGCUGUUGAUUGGUAGCGUUUCUUCUUUAACGCAUCAGGCCCCCUUUUGAACUGGAUUACAGAAGUAACUCGGUGUUUCUCGAUUUAGGGCAGCCCUAGGCACCGGCCGAUCGACCCAAUUUUCGGUUCGUUGCCUAGUAGCCGCCAAUAGAACUCA